AUGGUGUACUUCUUUAAUCGCACUCGAUAUGUGGUGGUCGUGUUGUCGACCAUCUGCUUAACGUUGAUCUUCUCCAAUAGUAUCGCAUUCAACUUCACCAUUAUCUGUAUGGAUGAUGUUCGUAUUGAAUACUAUCAGCAGCAAUCGAUCAAUAAUGGCACAAGUCAGUAUUUCUUUGCAUUGAUGCCAGAUAUGCAUUCAAUCAACUCCAAACGAUGCUUAUUGAAGUCGAAUGCAUGGCGCAUCCUUAGGGGAUUGGCCAGUGCCAAGAGCUUUAUCCUUUUUAUAAAAAUACUCAACAUUUUAGAUGAAUCGUCCCCACACUGGCUUGAAUCGGGUAGUCACACCAAUGCGCUAUUUUCUGCGAUUGCUGUCGGUUGUCUCAUUGGUACAUUACUGUCACAGUUCACUUCUAAUGCUUUGUUUUUAUUGCAGGGUAUGGGAACGGCAUUGUCGUUCCCAGCUACUGGUCUUAUUGCUUCACAAUGGUCAACAGUAAGAGCAAGUGGCACCUUCAUGGCUAUUCUUUCAUGUCAUGCACAGGUAAUAAGGCUAGGACAUGGCUGUCCAGGAAUUCCAGCGAUAAACUUCCCAAGCAGCAAAAUACUGGUAGCACUGGCCUAUUUUAGGGCAAUCGUUACGGAUCGGUGUAUUAUUGGUGUUUGGUUGUCGUCUUUCGGAGGAAAUGUUGGCUUCCAAACAUUUUUACUUUAUGGCCCAACUUAUAUGAACAAGGUUUGUUUGCAGUUUUUAACACUAUUGAAACUCAUGGCUUUCGCUUUCGCGGUAGGACCUAUCUCUGACAGAGCCACAUUCGUUUCGGACAGAUUGUGUUUGAUCUUUUUUGCUGUUUUUUCUCAGGGAUCGAUGGCUAUGGCAAUUUUCUCCUUAAUCAGAAAGCAAGGAUUGGCUCAACUCGCUUACACUCUGUCGAUUGUGUUCAGUGGUGUAAAUGUAGUGGGUACGAUAAAAUGCGUGGCGCGACAACAUGUACACAUCGUUAUGGCGGUGAUUUCAUUCCUUCUCUGUAUCAUUAUUCUUCUCAUACCAGUUGCGGUUAAUAUUGUUUGUCCAGAUAAUACACCAGAACAGUGGUCUCGUUUUUUCCUCGGAGUGAGUGCGAUUGUUUUUCUAUCAAAUAUUCCGUUUCCAUUCGUGGCUCGAAGUGAUCCUGCUCCGUGGACUAGUGAUAAGGUUAGUAGCUUUAUUGAUUAG
Angiostrongylus costaricensis is the source of this 1215-nucleotide messenger RNA. NCBI's taxonomy places the organism in Eukaryota, Metazoa, Nematoda, Chromadorea, Rhabditida, Metastrongylidae. The record is from the annotation of a GenBank genome assembly.